AUGUCGGCGUCGUUCGAACAAUUGUUGGGAGCAGCCGCAGAUGUCAGAGAGUUGGAGUAUGUGGCCGCUCUGCAUCAAACGGAUCAAACCAGAGUGAGGAACGAUGGAAGCAUCAAAGCCGAAGACAUUCAGUUUUUUCUUUCCAGUCGAUACGGUAUCAUUGUGGAUGAAGAAGAUGUCAAGAAUUGCAUCAUGUCCAGUUUGGGUGGUGGCGACGAAGGUGUGGUUGGUGGUGGUGGCAGUGGCAGCAGCACUGAGCAACAAGACGACGAAGGACGGGGUGGAUGUUGUCAAUCAAAGGAAGAACCACCUAGUGCGGACGGUGACGUCCUGGACUUGAUGGAGAUUGUGGCCAUGUUGUUGAUCCCUACGUUCUUAAAAGCUGCUCAUACAGAUACAGGAGAAUUGACAGAGGUAGAAUUUGAAAGCAUUAUUCAAAUGGAUCCACCACCCGCCAAAGAAAAAGAAGAACCACCCAAAGGAGUUGGAGAUUGUAUCAGCUGGUUCCUCUCGGGAGGGUGCUGCAAAAUGAACGACUCGUCUCCCGAACAAAAGAAAAUCGAACAAUCCACGCCGUUUAAAAGAAGCAGCAUCACCGGGCCUCCCACCACGGGGCUGGAACUUGGACCGCAAAGAAUGCUGGAUUAUGUCUUGAAAAUGAUAUUAUUUGAUGUCACCAAGAGCUCCACUCCCAAGACGCUCUCUCCAGCUCUGAUUGCAGAAAUAUUGGUGGCCUAUGGGGAACAUAGUCUGGCCCAGGACACGGAACUAGUCAACAAAAUGUACGAGGCGGCGAUAGACCCCAGCGACAACAACGCAACCCCCGUGCUGAACGUCGAGGCGUUUGCACGAGCAUUGACACAUGACGUACUCCUUUACGAUAUCCGCAACGAGAACCGCAGAACAACCAACUUUAACGAUGUCGUUUUCACGGAACAAGAGCUGGAUGAAAGAGAGGAAGCGGCCAUUGAAACUGUCAAGCAAGAUCCAGAGGGACGGGAUUCCGAACUCAUUGAAGUAUCGCGAUACUACAAUUCCCUAAGAAACAUGUUGGCAAGGGCCGAGCAUCUGGAACAAGUCGACACCAUUCCCGCCAUUGAUAUUCGUGCUGGAACAUAUCGAUCCAAGGGAUUGUUGGUCAUGCUCUUCUCGACAAUCAUGAUUACCUGGUUCGCAUACUUUUCAAAUUUCGACACAAAGGUGCUGGAAAAGUGCACGGAGAUCUAUGAUCUUUCGUAUGCGUGGAACUCUCCUUGGGAAGAGAAUACGGACGUCAUUGCCUGUGAGGCGCUUGGCAGCAUUAUCAACUGGCUUGUCUUCUUUCUGGGGCUGAGCGCGUUUGGUGUGAUUGGUGUGACCAUUGGAAGUAUCGGCAAUGAUGUAGUUUCCAAGGAAGGAUGGAAACCCCUUGUUGGCAUUGCUGCGAUCUUGCUCUUUGUCACUGUGCCUUAUUUUGUCAGAAGAAGCAUCACCAGCAGCGAGGAAGAUCGGCAAGAGAACACUGUACUUUACUUCGCGUCACUCGUCUUUGCGUUGAUCACUUGCUUCUUCCAUUUGAGCCAUGCAUUGGCCCUGAUCUAUUCAACCGACUUGUCGGAGGAGUUUCGCAAAAGGGCACCUUACGUGGCAUCUCAUCCCAUCCUCAAAAGCACAGUCAGCGAGGAACAAGGAGUAAAGAAGGCGACUGCGAUCAAGCUCACCCAAAUGCUCGAAAACGCCAUGACAAUCCAGAAAUCCAAAGACUUGACUGCUGUACCAAAGAGCCACCACGGACAGGCAUUGAAGCAGUACGAAACAGAAGGAAAACGUUUCAGGACAGCGGGAGGAUUCUGGUGGGCUUGGAGGGAGAUUUUUGGGAGCAACCAAACAUUCGCUCGAGACGGCAUCUGGGUCCCUGCUCGAAUGAUUUCUGCAAACAUUGCACAGUACGUGGUGGCCUUUUACGUUGCGCUUGGAGGAUUCUACUUGGCCACCGAUGCAGCAGAGAACUAUGAUAUCGAAUGGGCCAAACGACACAUCUCCCAGUACAUCGACCGUGCGUUUGAAUUCAACCAGGACUCUCUGGCGGUGUUGAAUGCGACCGCAAACGUGACUUCGAUUGUGACAGACUACUUGACGGUUCUGAACGAAACAUACCCUGACAUAUCAAAAGGCUGUGCUAUCCCCCUAUCGGCUGCGGACUCUCUCUCGGCUACGGAUUUGCUCCUGAGCGAAUACUGCACGGGAACACAGGAGGUAUUCCAGUGUGAUUUCACAGAUGCGACCGAUGUCAACGUGUUGUGCCCGCUCUUGGACCCCACAGCUGCCCAAUCUCUCAACGCCUCCACCACGUUGGCCUUGUUGAGUGCGUCUGGGUUCGAAACGGAAUCCUUGCAGGCUGCUGCUUACGAGGCCGCACAGCAGGCCGCUUACGAGAGCGUUGACAAUCUAUACCCCACGGACAAGUACAUGAUCACGAUCCCUCUGUAUGUCGCGACCGUCAUCGCAUUCUUGAUGGCGCUCUCGCUUGCUGUCAUUUAUAUCCCUUCGACGGUCAACACGAUGCUGAGGCUGAGAUGCGGCGACAUCCCCACUCUGCGCAACAAGGACUUCCAUCGGUACAGAAACGCACCGGAUCUGGUGUCGCAACUCACCGGUAGCCUGUUUUGGGGCAGUCUGUUUUCCAGCGUGCUAGUGGGUGGUGUCAUCGGGUUGAUUAUUUUCUUCUUCCUGUGGCAAGGUAGCGUCUACUACGCCCAGCGUGUUGUGGCUAUCCUUUGCGGAAUUGUUAGCGUGGUGAUCGUGAGGCAAGCCAUAGUCUGCAGUUGCCGGUGCACGCAGUACAAAUCAUUCUAUCGGAAGCAUCCUGCCUCUGCCAACAUUAGUAUCCUUGCGUUGGAAUGGGGAAGCUUUGCCUUGUCGGCUGCUUGGGUGAUUGUGCGCUCUGUGAAACUGCUGCUAGCCUCCGCGACAUUCAUCGGUCGGGUCGACACGCCGUUUUUGGCCCACAACGUCGGGAGAAUUGGCCCGUUGGAGCUCGACUCGGCCCCCAUUAUUCAUAUGAAGGAAAUUCUUAGCCACGAGGCGCACAGACACCCGUACAUCGAACAGCUUGGGGUGAUCUACCUGAUGAAGCUUCGAUACUCGGACGACUUUGGGAACAGAGCCGGUACCUGCUGGAGGCUGCUGUUUGUGUAUGCUCUCAUGCCUUGGCUAAGCAAGUAUCGCAUCACGGCUCGCCCAGGCAACGAACAAAACGACGUUGGAAAGCUACAAGAGCACUACCCGUCAGCGAGCUUCGCCGUUAGCCUGAGGAACCUCGCCACUGAAGACAAAGAUGUUCGCAUGGCAGAGCUAGAUUCGGAGAAUCAAUGGCUCCAAACUGAGUACCGGAAGCUACAGGAGAAGUUGGCCAGGGACACAAAGGAGACGGUUGCACUAUACAACUACGAAACAUUUCAUGGGUUGACUCACGGCACGGCCACCGUCGAUAUGGUGGCCAUGCUGCCUGAAGGAAUUGACGGUUGGGCCGACGGUGGGGGGAAGAGGACAAGUGGAAAAUCUUCCAGGAAGAAGCCAGGUGUUGCCCUGUCUGAUUUGCAACCGGUUGCCCCACCCGAGGAAGCCUUUGAGGCUUGA
This is a messenger RNA of Seminavis robusta, 3618 nucleotides long. NCBI's taxonomy places the organism in Eukaryota, Bacillariophyta, Bacillariophyceae, Naviculales, Naviculaceae. The record is from the annotation of a GenBank genome assembly.